Lactuca virosa is the source of this 288-nucleotide messenger RNA. Lineage: Eukaryota; Viridiplantae; Streptophyta; Magnoliopsida; Asterales; Asteraceae. The record is from the annotation of a GenBank genome assembly.
AUGCUACUCGUUCUUACGGCGUCGCAAAAUCCCUUAACGACUGCGUUAACGACUCAACAUCAACAAACCCUAACGAUCUUCAUCCCUUCUUUGAAUUUCCAGAGCUCCAAAUUAUCAUUCCUCGGAGGCCAACAUGUAGUGGUGGUCGAUGAAGAAGAAGAAGACGAUGAUGAUGACCUUCACUGCAUAAAUUCUUCAAAGCAUUUUUCUUUGCAAUUUCCAAAAUGGAUUGAGUCAUCCGGACAUCAAGAAUCUCUGUGUUCUUCAUUACCCAGUAAACCAUCAUAG